CGGGUCCAGCCCCUAAGAAGCAUUAAGAGAGCAUAGAGCUCUCUUUCGCGAAAAACUUCUCUGGUCCCCUUUUUACGCUAGAGUCCACAUAUCCAGAUCUCACGUUGUACCUUAUCCGCUACUCCACUGUCUUCUCUCUCUCUCUCUCUCUCUCUCUCUCUAAAUCUGGAAAGGAGGAACAUUCCUUAUUCAUUUUCUCUCUCUAACAGUUUUUAAAAGCGCGGGAAGUUAUUUUCUCUCUGAACUAUUGGGUUCUCAGAGAGCCUGGCAAUGGAUGACCCUUUGAUUCGACCUGCGAGCACGAGCACAGGCAGGCCGAACACUUUUAAUUUUAAGAGAAGAUCCGAUGCUAUUGCUUAUGGUACACCAUAUCAGAAGGCCGCAGCUCUCGUUGAUCUGGCUGAGGAUGGAAUCGGGUUACCAGUAGAGGUUCUUGAGGGUUCAAGAUUUGAGAAGGCCGCAAAGUUUUACUUUAUCUUUAUGCGGUUCAAUUUGCUUUGGAGCCUUAAUCUUGUUGCUCUACUAUUGCUAAAUUUUCUUGAGGAGCCUUUAUGGUGUGCCAAUACAACUCCAUCUCCUUGCAACGACAGACAGUCUUAUUUCUUGGGGGAGUUGCCAUACUUAACUCUUAAUCAAGCUCUUGUUUAUGAGGGAGUAACUCUACUGAUACUGAUUUUGCAUACCUUAUUUCCAGUUUUGUAUGAGGGUUGGGAUUGCUAUUGGAAGAAGUCACUUAAUGUCAUAAAGGUUGUAUUCCUUUUGCUCUUGAUGGGUGACUUAUUCGUUGAUGCUCUAUAUGUAACUCCGGGGCCCAUUACAUCUUUGCCUCUCAGAUUUGCCCCAUAUAUUCGUGUUAUCUUUGUCAUUCUGAAUAUCAGGGAGUUACGGGUUUGUAUGUUGACAUUAGCUGGAAUGGCACAGGUGUACUUUGAUGCCUUGGCCAUGGGUUUCUUGUUUAUGUUGUUCUCUAGCUGGUUGGCUUAUGUCAUAUUCGAGGAUACCAUUCAGGGCUCUAUGGUAUUUAAAUCCUAUGGGGCAACUUUGUACCAAAUGUUUGUUCUUUUCACCACGUCCAACAAUCCAGAUGUUUGGAUUCCUGGGUACAAGAGUUCUCGGUGGUAUUGCCUCUUCUUUGUGCUUUAUGUGUUACUGGGGGUGUAUUUUGUCACCAACCUAAUUCUUGCCGUUGUUUAUGAUAGUUUCAAAGAGCAGCUUGCAAAACAAGUGGUUGAGAUGGACACUUUGCGGAAAAAUAUCUUGACAGUAGCUUUUAAUAUUCUGGAUGAACAUAAGCAAGGUUUUCUUAAUAAAGAGCAGUGUAUAUAUCUUUUCGAAGAGUUGAAUAACUAUAGGUCUUUGCCAAGAAUUUUGAGAGAUGAUUUUGAAUGUAUCUUUUACGAACUUGAUGAUAGUGGGGAUUUUAAGAUAAAUUGUGAUGAAUUUGCUGACCUUUGCAAUGCUAUUUCUCUGAGAUUCCAAAAGGAGGCUACUCCUUCAUGGUUUGAAAAGUACCCUAGGUUUUAUCAUUCUCCUAUGUGCGAAAAGAUGAAGUCGUUUGUGUGGAGCGCUACAUUUGAAUACAUCAUCAUUUUUGUACUACUGCUGAAUCUAGUGACAGUAGUCAUUGAAACCACGCUGGAUUUUGCAAACAGCUCUGCUCAAAUGAUGUGGCAAGGAGUUGAGUUUGUUUUUGGCUGGCUACAAACAAGGGCAAUGGCAAUGAAAUUGUACUCUAUAUAUUAUAGCAAUUAUUGGAGGGAGGGCCAAAAUCGUUUUGAUUUUGUAGUCACAUCGGUUAUAGUUAUUGGAGAAACUGUUUCAUUCUCUUUCCCCUGGGCUUCUUUUUUAUCAAAUGGCGAGUGGAUUCGUUACCUUCUUAUUGCCAGAAUGUUACGACUUUUGAGGCUUUUGAUGCAUAUUCAACGUUAUAGGGCUUUUGUGGCAACUUUUCUGACCCUAAUACCUAGUUUGGCACCAUAUCUGGGGACAAUCUUUUGUGUAUUGUGCCUUUAUUGCUCUCUGGGUUUACAGUUAUUUGGUGGACUUGUUUACUCUGCAAAUCCCAAGUUGGAAGGAACUGAUCUUUAUGAGAACAACUAUUUGCUAUUCAAUUUCAAUGACUACCCAAAUGGGAUGGUCACCCUUUUCAACUUGCUUGUUAUGGGAAAUUGGCAAGGCUGGAUGCAGAGCUACGUUCAGUUGACUGGGACAUCCUGGACACUUCUGUACUUCGUCAGUUUCUAUGUCAUUACUGUCUUGCUUCUUCUAAAUUUGGUGGUUGCAUUCGUUUUGGAGGCAUUUUUUUCUGAAAUGGAACUUGAAAAAACCGAUGAUUCUGAAGUAGAUGGCGAGGUCACUGAGAAAAGGAAAUACCAACGAAGGCGUGUAAGCUCGAAGACAAGGAGUGCUAGAGUGGAGAGCCUUCUCCAUCGUAUUUUGGGUGCAGAGCUGGAGAGAAACCAAUCCUGUAAUGCUUAAUUCCCAUUAGAGAAAAUCAAGGGGAAAUACUUUUGUGUGUAUGGGUGUGUCUGCGAUAUAGUUUUUGAUGACACAGAAGUGUCGAGAGAGACGAUGAUUCUUCUCCGUAUUCUUUGGGAGCACAACAGGGCACUGGCAUAAAGUUGUGGAACCAAGUCAGACCUGUCUUCAAAAGCCUGUAAAGCUUCUGACGUUUACCAGUGUCAAAAUACUGUCAUCCAGUGAUCUCAGCGUGCAUGGUUUCUGGUGAUGGCAACAAUUUAAAAGCUAUAUAUUAUGUGUAUAAGUUUCCUGUAUUGGGCUGAUUGAAUUUUUCAUGUUGUCGUCUCUGUGGGUUUUUAACUAUUCCCGUUUUCAUGUGUGUGUUUUUCUUGAUGGUGUUCAUUGGGAAAUUGACAUAAGGAAAUUUCCAAGACAACCCUGCUUCGGGAAUAAAGUAGAUUGUUCUUGCUUUAA
Molecule: messenger RNA, 2934 nt
Organism: Amborella trichopoda
Lineage: Eukaryota; Viridiplantae; Streptophyta; Magnoliopsida; Amborellales; Amborellaceae
Source: RefSeq, a predicted model, not a curated record